Messenger RNA from Cydia splendana, 1232 nucleotides. Its product is annotated as calcyphosin-like protein. The transcript is spliced from 7 exons. Bases 113 to 790 code for a protein of 225 amino acids. NCBI's taxonomy places the organism in Eukaryota, Metazoa, Arthropoda, Insecta, Lepidoptera, Tortricidae. Gene Ontology annotation, molecular function: calcium ion binding. The record is from RefSeq and is a predicted model, not a curated record.
CAGCCAGUCGGCCAAAGGCGGCGCCGCCUAAGGGACGCAUCGUCCGAGAAGUUUUUUUAUAUAUUCGAGACAGUUAACUUAGUGGUAUCAUACAAACAAAUGACUGUGAAAGAUGUAUGCCCGUAAAAGCAAGACUAAUUCAAACAUAGCAUGGCAUCGUCCGCAGUCUGCGACGUCCCGCGUCGAGGAGGAGUUGAUGCAGAAGAGCGCACGAGCGCUCAACACGACCACUGACCCUCUGGAGCGACUGCGUCUGCUGUGCCUCUCACGCGGCGCGUCGGGAAUUAUGGGGUUGGGCAGGAUUUUCCGAAGAAUGGAUGACGACGGAAGCAAACAACUUAACAAGGAAGAGUUUUUCACGGGCAUCAAAGACACUGGACUGGAUAUUAGUGACGAGGAUGCAGAGAAAUUGUUCGCUCAGUUCGACACAGACAACAGCGGUUCUAUUAGUGUCGAUGAAUUCAUCAGACAGAUUCGUCCUCCGAUGUCUGAAGGCCGCCGUGCUAUAGUCGAGCGGGCGUUCAAGAAACUCGAUAAAACUGGAGAUGGGAUCAUAGCCAUAGACGAUCUCCGUGGAGUUUACGCGGUCUCUGCAAACCCGAGGUACAAGAGCGGUGAAGAGACCGAAGAACUGAUCAUGAACAAAUUCCUAGCUAACUUUGAGAACGAGGGCACCGUUGAUGGCAAGGUAACGCUUGAGGAGUUCAUGAACUACUACAGCGGCAUCAGCGUGUCCAUCGACAACGACUGCUUCUUCGAUCUCAUGAUGCGGCAGGCCUACAAGCUCUAAAGAUCGAGCCAGCAAAUUGGACCUGGAAUACCAUGGACUUAACGUCGCUCAGACAAAACUGUGAUUUCAUUAUGUCGAUUUUACUCGUAUUUACGCGCACACACACACAUUUACAACUCGGUCCUUAGCUCAAACCCAUAAGAGAGUAUGUGUGCGUGUAAAAUCGGCGUGUCACGAAGUCACAACUCCGUUUCAGCGACGUAGUGUUCUUGCAUUUUUCGUCCAUGGCCAGAAGUCUUUGUUUUCCAAAUGUUUCAUACCAUUUGGACAAUCAGGACAGCACAUACACGCACAUUUUAAGGGUUUUGUCGAAACGCUGGAUGUCAAGCACUCGGUCACUAUGAUUUUUCAAUAUUAUUAAUGGUAAAGAUUUAUUUAUUUAACAAAUUAACUAUGUUUGAAACAUGCUGUGUUUCCUAUUAAUUAAAUAUUUUUAAUGUAA